Polypterus senegalus (gray bichir) is the source of this 504-nucleotide messenger RNA. RefSeq names its product killer cell lectin-like receptor subfamily G member 1. The record is from RefSeq and is a predicted model, not a curated record. Lineage: Eukaryota; Metazoa; Chordata; Cladistia; Polypteriformes; Polypteridae. The transcript is spliced from 3 exons. Bases 105 to 440 code for a protein of 111 amino acids.
GCCACCUAGUGGUGAAGAACAGCAUUGGACAUCCACGCUGCUAAAAAUAUCUACCUGUCUAACUUACAGGAGUGCUCUCGAGCAAAUGCUGUCCUGAGGAAUGGAUGCGACUGAAUACAAGCUGUUAUUAUCUAUCAACUAAUAAAGCAACCUGGGAGGAAAGUAAAUCCAACUGCUCCUCCAUGGGGGCUCAUCUUGCUGUGAUUGAAGACGCCAAGGACCUGAUGUCUUUGAUUCGUCAAAGCGGGAUAUCGGAGUGUUUUUGGAUCGGCCCUCAGGACAUAAGAAGUCGGACUGAUCGGCUGUCCUCCAAUCCAAACCUAUGGCCUUUGGAUAAUAAAGACAAACAAAACUGUGGAUGCGUCAGACGUGAGGGAAUAAAAAGUGAAAAUUGCAAAAGUAAGCAGCAUUGGAUCUGUGAGAGGCAAACGGCACACUAGACUCUAAGGAAAGCGGGUGGGCACAGCCCUCUUGGGCACCCAGCAUGGACGAAAGCAACUUCAA